AUGGCUGGAGAGACGACCGCCGCCAAUUAUUCCCCCGACCUCACCGCCCCCUCAUUAUCUGCACCUUACAGACUGGACGAGGGUUACUCAGACGAGACCAGAAGCCAGGUGGACAAGGAACUUGUGGAGCCGCCCUCGGAUGAUGGGAUGCCUCUCCCGGAUUGGCUUCUAGCUAAUAGCGAAGAAGAUAGGGCUGAGAUUGCCUACAGCUUAUUACGCACACUAUCCACUUCUACCGUGGCCGCGCUUGUCGACCGCCUUGCGCCUGUGUUGCACAUGGAUCCCGUUGUCAAACUCCCUCCCGAGAUCACCUCCGAGAUCUUCUCCUACCUUGAUCCUAAGACUCUCUUGACAGCUUCAUUGGCAUCUCGCGCCUGGCAGGGCCGUAUAAUUGACUCUGGUCUGUGGCGAGGAAAAUACAUCGAUGAAGGCUGGCGCGUCGAUAUCGAGGCGAUCCGUUCAUUCGAGGAAAGGCAAUCCAAACUGUCGUCCCCUGCUCUUCGUAAAUCCCGAUUAAGGAACGCCGAUACAGAUGUCGGAGAACCGAAGAAUAAGAAACGAGUACCUCCAAGCUGGUUAGACUCGCGAACGACAGGAUAUGUGGGCAGUUACAUAAUCGGGCGGCAAGAUGGACAACAAACGUCUGCGGAGGCCGACACUGAGGGUGAUCAUCUCAUGAGUGAUGUCGCAAAUGACCAGAGCGAGUCAACUGCCUCUGGGCACCAGUUAGACUCGAACAACAUUCGAGGGUCUCAGACAGACCUCUCUCGCACCGCGCAUGGACCCACGUCCUCAUCAGCUCACUCGGCCCCCAAAUCAUCUAUUUUGCUACGGAUGCCUAACGGUGGUGCGAGAAUUAACUGGCUUCAUCUCUAUAAGCAACGUAGACGGUUGGAAGAGAAUUGGAAUCGAGGUCGCCUCACGAAAUUCCAGAUUCCCCACCCUGAGCACUUGGCGGAGUGCCACCAAGAAUGUAUUUAUUCAAUCCAAUUUUGGGGAAAUUGGCUGGUGAGUGGUAGUCGAGAUAGGACUGUCCGAGUUUGGAAUAUUGAUACACAGAGACUGCGCUAUCGUCCUCUUGUGGGCCACUCCAAAUCGGUGCUCUGUCUCCAAUUCGAUCCCCGACCUUCUGAAGACAUUAUUAUGACUGGGAGCAGCGACAAGAGCGUCAUUUUGUGGCGGUUUUCCACCGGUGAGAAACUCAAAGAGAUUGCACCGGCUCAUCAGGACUCUGUGUUAAACCUCAAAUUUGAUGAGCGUUAUCUUGUCACAUGUUCCAAAGAUAGGCUGAUAAAGGUUUGGAAUCGGCGUGAGCUCAUGCCCGGUGACAAGGACUAUCCUGUCGUCCAUCAUGGGGCUGGGUCUAUAUUUCCAGCGCACAUUGUUGAUAUAAACGAACUUCCUUCCCCUAUUACAGAAACCGAGCUGGCCAAGCGUCACAUACGCAACCUUGCUCCAUACUCUCUCUUGAUGACAAUCGCAGGGCAUGGGGCUGCAGUUAAUGCUAUCCAGAUAAGCGAAGAUGAGAUUAUUUCCGCCUCAGGUGACCGGUUAAUCAAGAUCUGGAACAUCCGGAGCGGUGUCUGCAAGAAGACCCUUGUGGGCCACGACAAAGGUAUCGCAUGCGUUCAGUUUGAUGGCCGGCGUAUCAUCAGUGGAAGCAAUGAUGACUCCGUUCGUAUUUUCGAUCACAGCUCGGGCGCGGAGGUUGCUUGUUUAACUGGUCACGCCGACUUAGUAAGGACCGUCCAAGCCGGCUUUGGUGACCCACCAGGAGCCGAAGAGGCUAUGAAGUUGGAAGCUCUGGCCGUUGAUAACGAGUUCCUCGAUGCUCGGCGCUCCGACGAAGCUGUAGACUAUGGUCCAAGGGCUCUCAGACGUGCCGGCCACCGCCAGAACACGGCCGGUUCCAGAAACCCAAAGGACAUUAAGGCUUUGGGUGCUCAUAUCCCACCGGGAGGAGGCGGAAGUAAAUGGGCUAGGAUUGUUUCGGGUUCGUAUGACGAAUUAGUGCUUGUCUGGAAGAAGGACAGAGAUGGCGCCUGGGUUGUCGGCCAACCACUGUCUCACGUGAAGACUUUGAAGCAAAUCAACGGAGAGGAUACUGAUGAUGAAAUUCCUCCUCCUCGUGGUCCACGGAACGCCUUUGCCCAGCAGGCUCAGAGAAAUCGGCCUACCAACCCAGCUGCCGGCCCAGCAACGAAUCGUCCUCAGCUUCAACAGCACCUACCAGUUGUGCAGGCUCCAGGAGCGGCGCACCACCAUCACCAUCACCACGCAGCGCGGAACCAACAAGCCCGUGGAAAUAAUAACAAUAACAAUAACAAUAACGACAACAAUCCGCCGCCAUCCUCCAGGGUCUUCAAGGUCCAAUUCGAUGCGCGGAAAAUCGUCUGUGCCACCCAGGACCCAAGGAUAGUGGUAUGGGACUUUGCGGACGACGACGAAGAGAUAAAAGAGGCUUCUCAGUUCUUUACGGGGCUUUAA
Messenger RNA from Aspergillus pseudonomiae, 2487 nucleotides. RefSeq names its product F-box and WD domain protein. The record is from RefSeq and is a predicted model, not a curated record. NCBI's taxonomy places the organism in Eukaryota, Fungi, Ascomycota, Eurotiomycetes, Eurotiales, Aspergillaceae. Gene Ontology annotation, molecular function: protein binding. The coding region runs from base 1 to 2487 and encodes 828 amino acids. The transcript is spliced from 2 exons.